Molecule: messenger RNA, 14682 nt
Organism: Pocillopora meandrina
Lineage: Eukaryota; Metazoa; Cnidaria; Anthozoa; Scleractinia; Pocilloporidae
Source: the annotation of a GenBank genome assembly
AUGGCUAACUGUAUACCUCUUGUUUUCUUAAGCGUCUUGUGUUUGUCGAUCACUGCUAAGACACAUGUGCAAAGUUCUCUUUACCGAGAUUACAAAACGAAACAUGGAAAAUUCAAAUCAAAUCAAAACCAAAGCCUCUUAGUCACACUAACAAAGUCGCACUUUCUGGAAGAUGCAUUGGAGUGUUCAUUCCACUGUAUUGGGGAUUCCAAAUGUUUGUCAUAUAAUAUAGCAAAAUCUCCAGACUCUAAUGGCAUCUAUAUAUGUGAGGUGCUGGCCACGGACAAGUACAGAGCUAAAGACAGACUUCAAGCGAAUUCUAGCUUCCAUCAUUUUAGCCCCAAGGUGAGUAGUUUUUUUUAAAGCGUCGCUCAGAUCAGUUCAGUUUUGAGUGUAAUCAUUCGUUUUCUCAUGUUUUCUGUCACUGUUGUAUGCGUUGAAUGCUAUACCUUUGAUGAGAACUAUCAGUCAAACCCUCAAUACAAUACGAGGUAUGGAAAAGCAAGAUACGUAUAAAGAAUGAUUGGAGGGAAUACUCCUCUAAAUAAGAUAUUUAGGCAAUGCUGCCCCAAAGGACCUAGUUUUUGAACCGUUUUGAUCUGAAAAUGAUUGCAUAUUUUUAAUAUGAUGAAGUAAGAAUAAUUUUUCUUUCAAUUCCAAACCGAAAAAAUAGAAAGAGAAAUGGCCAAAUAUAUAAUUCAGCUGAAUUUUCCAACGGAUCUAGCCAAUGCUACAUAAAAAAUGCCCUUACAGCCAUUUUCAGACGUCAGGUCUGUAAAAGAGUUUAUGAAAAGUAUCUUUUGUUCUAGAACAAGGCGGCAAACCCAGAAUACUGAGAAGUGCUCCCCAAUGAGGUCAAGGACUAUGGACUUAAACCAUUUCUUUUUUACACAACCAAGGUUAUGAUGAAUUCAUAAUCAGAACCUUGAAGAGAAAAAAAAAAUUAGUAGUACAUUUGCAUUCGUGCCUGUAUCGAGAAGAAAGUUUCGAUGCAUUAGUUGAGUAAAUACGCAUUGUAAGGGCAUGCAACAGAUGGAAAUUUUCCUCGACAAAGAAGUAAACGAUUUUAAAAUUAUUUACUUACCUUUUUUAUCCUAAAAUAUGACUUAAAAGAAGAUGUUUAUCUUUUUCUUUAUGAUACAGUCGCCAUGUGAGAGCUCGCCCUGUCAGAAUAGCGGAACAUGUAUUCCUGACUAUGAAGGAAAUUCUUAUUCCUGCAAUUGCCCAUCACAUGUCACUGGACAGCAUUGUGAAACACGUAAGUAUGGAUUGGUACUUAGAAUGUUAUGAAAAUUACUAGUAUGGUCUGAUUCAGUUCAUUUUUCCAGCCACUUUUCAACAUUUAAUCUAUCUAAUAUUGGUACGAUCUUUAUGACGGUAAAUUUAAAAAGAAGACAGAGAAUAUCGUCGCUAACAAAGCCUAGGAAAAAGGAAACUUAACACAUACAAUUAUGAAUUACGUUCGACUUUCUACUGGGAGUUACUUUAACUAAUUCAAGGAGUGGAUGAGCAGUCUCAUCUCCGAGUGUAUUGAUGCUCAGUCCGCCCAAGGUUCUCAGCCUGUGAAGUAGGACUUAUAGAGUUUAUUCCCAGUAAUGAGAUACAUUUCCCGACUCGUUCACAAAACUCAGGAGUACUGGAGGACGUCUCCUCCCUGGAUGGAAGGCUAGUCUAUAGCAGGUUACCCCCCGGUAUUUAGUCAGGUUUCUUAGACAGGUCGCCGUUGCCAGUUUUUACUCCUGGGGAGGGGGUAGGCCUAAAGUGUGACUUCUGACCGGCAGGCUCUCACCUUUAACUUAGUAUUUGAUGUUUUAUAAUUUCAGUUCCAAGUCAUGUGGUUAGUUGGCUUCACUUUACACCUCAGUGGUGUACUGGAGCAGGAAGAUCAACCAGGCUUGCAAAUGGAAUAACAGCAGACGAGUGCAAAGAGAUGUGCACAGAGAACUGUUUGGGAAUGGAGUGGUGGGAGGGAUCUAUGUCAUGUUUUGAGUGUACAGAUCCUUCUAAGAAGACCUCAUACACCAACACAAAUGAUGGAGGCUACCCGCCUCACGUGUUCCUAAAGAGUUAAGAUUAAGGGUACAUCUAUUCCUAUCUAAGUCCUCUCAAGUCUUUCAACCUCCCCGAAGUUUUCCCUGAUUUUACCCCGCGAAAUAUAGACUUAGGUUAAUAGGGCUACACUCAUGAAUUGGGAAAAACUCAGUUUUAAAGUGUACAUGAAACAAAUCUUUUUUGCGUACUUUCCUUCCUUGGUAUAUAUAAUCAAAAAACUAAUAAUUACCCGAAAAUGGCAAAAAAUUAAAAAAUUAUUUGGUUUUUAUAUGCGGCCGAAAUACGGUCAAUUUCCCUUUAAAAGGGUUUCACGAAACUGGGGACGAGAACUGUGUUCGUGACGUCACAGCACGUAGUCAUGAUGUGAUACUACCAAAAUAGGUGUGUUAUAAGCUUCCGGAAUGUUAAAGAAUAUUUUGCGGAUGUCCAUAAGGACUCAGUCAUGUAGUAGUAGUAGUAGUAGUAGUAGUAGUAGUAGUAGUAUUUAGUUAGUAGUUAGUUGUUGUUGGGAGUGACCGACUCUUUAGGAACCGCUUUUAGGACCGAGAGAGAGUUACAGCAGAAGAUUGAACAUUUCAAGGAACGUAAACUUGCCUUCGUAAAGAGAUUAAAAGCGGACGUUUCGAGCGUUAGCCCUUCGUAGACGAAGGGCUAACGCUCAGCGUUAACGCACAGUCAGCUUUUAAACUUUUUACGGUGGCUAAUUUACAUCAUUAACUCAGUUUAUAGUACUUAAAAACCCAGGUAUUUAAUAAAGGGAUGUUACGCUGCCCAUGCACUAAAUUAAAACAAUCUACGUAGCGUGUGGACCUGUUCGGACUGGCCGAAAUUUUAGGCCGUUAUUCGAAAAAUUUGACUUGUUUUAACUGUAGGUUGUAAAAACUAACCAAUUAUAACAGUUUUUCCUAUCUAUAUUGUGUCCUUUUAAAACUGUCGGAAUAUUUGUAUAUUUAUAUUUAUUUUGCCUUGUGGCCAACUUGGUUAUGCUAUCCGGUAUAGAUAAGCUAUGGACUGGACCAAUGGACCCUUGGACCAUUAGACCAUUUUUGGACUAUUUUGUUUUAACUUUAAGUAUUCAUGGAGGGGUGGAGGGCGGAUACUUUGACGCUUGUACUAGUUAAUCCGAAAGACUUAAUUAGUUUAUAUCGAGCUAGAAGGAAAACAAAUCAUUAAAAGAUAUAAAGUAAUAUUUAAAAACGGUGAAAAACACCGCUUGCAGUUGAUUGUGAAUAACUUCAAGUGGCAUUUUUUUUUCAUAUCUUCAUUCUUUCAAUAGAAGAUUCAGAAGAUCUGUUAUCACAACUUUCGCUUUUAUGUUUCUUGUCAAGGACUUAAGUAUAGCGAUGAUAAAGAAUCGCAUCUUUCUAAUAAAGUCUGGGUUCAUGGCGCGUAAUUAUAAUUUUAAAAAUAAAUAGAAAUAAGCACCUUCUCAUGUCUCAUUUUUAAAAGGAGAGCUGGCUCGAGGAACAAUGAUUUGAUUUAGCUUCUAGAGGCAAGAAAUAGCUCGCUGGCCAAGUCUAGAAUUUUUCUCACAUUUAUUGGUAAGCAUGAGACAUUUUCUAUGAUAACUUAUUGGACAGAGUAAGAACUUAAUAAUAGCGAAGAGCAUCCAUUUCAUUGUUUUGUAUAACAGGUUGUCAAAAAUAAACAAACUAAAUGAUGACUUACAUUAUUUACAUCGGGUUUUGAAAAUGUCUGGCUAUAAGAGUUACUUUUCACUGAUUUUCAAUUUCAAUUUUAGCUCUUUAAUUAGUCAAUUGAUUGCAGACCCUCACCGCCUGUUGAAUUUAACUGAAAACCUAUUCGAUAACGGACGUAAUGGUGGGAUGACACCUUAUUAAAAUUAACCUCUUUUGAGUGCAUGGUUAUUAAUAUAACAUGCGUUUCAUUCAAUUAGUCGGAAACUUAGUGGAGACCAACUUCGACAAGAAGGCAGAAAAGUUGACCAUAUUUUAUAAGCUUUUGCUAUGGUGUUCCGUUUGUGCCUUAUUUUCUUUGGCGUCUUGUAUUUGUCGAUCACGGCCAAGACACACAUGCAAACUUCUCUUUACCGAGAUUACAAAACAAAAUAUGGAAAAUUCAAAUCAAAUCAAAACCAAAGUCUCUUGGUCACAAUUGCAAGGUCGCACUUUCUGAAAGAUGAUCUAGAUUGUUCAUCCAGCUGUAUUGGGGAUACCAAGUGUUUGUCAUAUAACAUAGCCAAAUCUCCAGACUCUAAUGGCAUCUAUAUAUGUGAGGUGUUGGCCACAGACAUGUACAGAGCUAAAGACAGACUUCGAGCGAAUUCUAGCUUCCAUCAUUUUAGCCCAAUGGUGAGUGGUAACACGAUAAGGCGUCGCUCAGAACAGUUUAGUUUUGUGUAGUCGACGUUCUUUUCAUGCUUUUCGUGUUAGCUUUCGAGGGAACAGUGAGAGUGCGUAAAAUUAUUUUUCCUCUCAAGUUCCACAUAAGUAAUAGACAGAGAAGUGGCUAAAAUUUAUCAUUUGGAUAAAUUUUCCUUUUUAUCUUGCCAAUGCUAUCGACAUCAAAGCCAAUGUCCUUAUCUGAUGCUAAAAAGGGUUAAAAGGUAGAGAGCAUAUUUUGCUCUUAGAUAAGGUCAGGAUGUACUCGGGCGACACACCAGGAAUUCUGAGAAGUACUCCCCGCAAAGGUCAAAGACCAUCGACUCAAACCAUUUUUUUGUUCAAUGAAACCAAGGUUUUAAUGAAAAAUUGCUCUAUUUAACGAACUUUGGCUUUGUGGAUGCAUUCAGGCGUACAGUUUCGUUUCAUUGACUGGAUAUAUUACACAACAUAUCAUGGAGCUGAAAAUUGUGUUUAACAACUGAAUAAAUAAUUAAUCAUUUACCUCUCUUUUCUAUGCUUGGAAACGAGAAACGAGACUUCAAAGAGGCUGUUUGAAUAUUUUUUUUAAUGAUACAGUCGCCAUGUGAGAGCUCGCCUUGUCAGAAUAACGGAACAUGUAUUCCUGACUAUUUGGGGAAUUCUUAUUCCUGCACUUGUAUGUCAUAUUUCAAUGGAACGUACUGUGAAACUCGUAAGUAUGCCUUAUCUUGCAAAUAUUCUAAGUUAUUUAUAGCAUUGUAUGCGUAAUUAUUCCAUUGUCGUACUCUGUAAGGAACCGUCGGCCAUAAAACGGCCAAAAACUUAUAAAUUUCAACCAUUAGUCGUAAAUGAAAUCAACCGUAAAAAUGUUUCUGGUGACCACUAUGGAAAGAUAUUAAUCGUUAGCCGUAAAUUGACCAAAUGUUAAACUAUUAGCCGUAAAAGCCAUCACCCCAUUGAAACUCUCUUAAGUGAUUAAUAUAAUUUGGGUAAUGUGGUUUUGUAAGUGAUAACUGUAAUAUACUGUAUACCAACCUCUUGGUUUAAUUUUGUUUCAAUUAGUUAUUGUGUAGCAUUGCAACAGAAUUGCAGUAUGUAAUAGAGUAAAGUAUACAAAGGGAAAAGUGUUGCGGCAAAAAAUUGCUACUUAGAGGGCCUUUAGAAUUAUUGAUAUGUCGUGAUUCAGUUCCUUUACCCAACUCAUUUUUACCAGUAAUCUAUCUAACAUUGGUCUAAUAUUUAGAAAGUAACAUUCGUCAAGAAGACGGUGGGUACUUAAAGCCGAAACGUAGUUUACCAAGUUGCAGUUGGUUUAAGUUUUGGAUCGGAGAGAGGGUGCUAGAGUUAAUGCAAUCGCGGAAAACGUCUGGUCUCAUCUUUAAAUGCUAUGACUGAUUCAAAGAUAAGCUUAGCAAUCAAAAUAUCUGAGUGCAUCGAUGUUCAGCGUGUUUAAGGCACUCAGUGUCUCAGGCUCUCCGCAUCUCCGCUUGCCGAGAGCCUGGCGCGAGUUAAUGGAUGUUUGACUGUCAUGAGUCGACUUAAACCUUUUGGUUGCUUCCUGUAUGGUCGCGGGACAUAGCUUGGCCUGGGCUCUUGCGCCAAUAAAUUGUGGUCUGAAAUAAUAUCAGCUGGGAUUUUUGCAAAUUCUUUGCUUCAUCGUGUAUUCGUAGAUCAAAGUGCCAGUGCUUGAUCACUGCACGAAACAAUGAUGAUGAUAAUAAUAAUAAUAAUAAUAAUAAUAGUGAUAAUGAUAAUAAUAAUAAUAAUGAUAAUAAUAAUAAUAAUAAUAAUCACGAUUUACUUUUCGCUUAAGUUCCAAAGUUCUGAUUUAAGAGAUUACAAUUUAAGAAAAUAAAAAAAUAAAGCUGAUUACACCACAGUCAUAAAGUAAACGCCCGUUUAGAAAGAUACAUCUUAAAGUUUCUUUUAAAAUUACUUAAGAGGAACUUUUCUGAAAGGCUUUGUCACCAUAUGUUUUUUAGUUGGAGAUUGGUAUAAAUAAAACUUGUUGUGAAGUAGAUGUGAGGGGGGUAGCUAAUGUUUGUGUUUGUUCGCUACAUUUGGAUUUUUUUUUUCAGCCAAACCCUGCAAUUUCGACUUUGAAAAUGGGAUAGGUGGCUGGAUAAGGAGCGGUACAGCUUUUAAUAAUCAGCCGACAUACGGCGAUAACCCUACGGCGCGCUUGAGAGAGUCUGCAAACCAACAGGGCAACUGGUGGAUUGGAACAUUUGAAAAUCGUCCAUCUAUUGAUACACCCGCGGGACACGUUCAAGACGAUGCUCCUCAGGGAUAUCUCACUUCCCCGUCCUUUAAGAUCAACGGAAAAAGUGUUAACUUUCUUGUCGGUGGAGGUUGUGACAUUAACAUAGUUCGAGUAGAACUAGUUGUCGGGAUUCAGGUAAGCGAAAAUACCUCUGAUAGCUUUCUCAGGUUAAUGAAGCGUUAUUCAAAAGUGCUGAAGAUAGUCGUUUUCAGGACUAGCUACCAUUCCAUGGACGAUCGUGCACUUCCCUUGCCCUCACGAACCAUUCAUAAGAUGACAUGUCAUGAUACUUGUUGGCUGAUUUUUAGCUUUGGGAAUACAGAUGCAAUAGAUUAUCUGCGGAUUUUAUCGAUAUGCUCCAAAUUUGCACAAAUGGUUUGAUCCUUACUCCUCCUUUUGGGAGGAAUAGGGAUCGCACGUUAGAUUCGAACCACUUGUCUCGGACAAGAUACUUUACUGUCCCAGUGUCUCCUUCUAACUUAAAAACAAAAUUGACCCAGCGAGAAUCUGUGUGAAUGAGGUUCUAAAGCAAAAAUCUUUCAUCUUUUCCACGCUGUUGAAACAACUUGGCCUUCUCGCAAUGUUAACGCCAUCUGUGCGGUCCUUUGACAGCUAGGAAAGAAGUAAAAUGUUUUUGAUGUAAGUAUGACAAGCUUUGCAACCCUUGUCAAGGUUUUUUGAUACAACCUAUUGUGCUGUCUACGACAAAUUUUUCUUUAUACAUUUUAGGUUGUCAAAACUGUCACUGGUACUUGCUCUGAGACCAUGAACCGUGCGACUUGGGAUGUUGAGCAAUUUAUUGGUCAAAUUGCACAUGUCAGACUUGUUGACGCUGGCUCCUCGGCCUGGCAUCACAUCAAUUUCGAUGAUCUUAAAGGAGACAUUAGCUGUGAAUAAUAACUCAUGAUCUGUCCAGUCAGAUAUUAAAUAAGCCAGCUGAGAUCAUCUGCUAUUGCACAUAGCACUCCAAAAGUUACAAAUAACCUUCUGAGUAGCUUUAUUUCUUAAUGCAAUUAUUUGUAUCGCAGGCCGACGGCCUUUUAUACUUCCUAUGAUAGGAAUGGCUUACCUUUUUUUUCGCAUCUAAGCUAACAGCCGAGAGUGAAAAGUUGAAAACUCGGCCCCCAUUCCAAGGUAAACGGAAACAAUAAUAUCAGAAAAAAGGGCACUGUGAUUUUUGGUAAACAGGAAUCAUACACGUCCUUCGAAAAAAACCUGUUCACUUCUAUUAAUUAAGUAUGUUUUCGCUCAGGAUGUCGAAAAAUGACAAAUUUACUAUUUUUUUUCAUGGGUAUUCUCACUGUGACAACGGAAGUACAUUCAUCGUUAUUCUAAAUCGAGCCAGACCAAAAUAUGUAUGGUCAGUACUUUUCGAAAAAAAACGUUUUCAGUGUUUAUUUCAUGUUGUUUUUCAUUUCGAGAUUCGUUAUUUAAAAAUAUAUGAAAACUUGGUUUUGCUUUCAACAUGCACACAUGCUCUUUAAUUAACAACUAGGAAGGCCUUGAAUUCUUCCUAACUCCCAUAUACUACCUGCUGGCAGUUUGUCUGAUUAACAUAACUUUGGGUGAUUAGGGAGAAUUAAACCAGAUUUCAGAGUCUUACUAGAAUGUUGCGGAUUUUUAUGUUUGUUGAUUUCUUGUACUAGUUUUUCAUGUGCCAACUUGUUCGGUCUGGGUUAAACUUAAGUCUGUGGCAAAUAUAGCCAAGGAGAGGAUCCUCUGAAGGUGUGUUUGCCGUACCACCCCUUUUUUCUCGGUGCAAGGUAAAAAGAAUCAAAGUAAUUGACUAAGUUGGAAGUCUUACAUAAUGAGUAAACCUAAUCUCUUGGUCAUUGCACUAAGGCGGGCGGUUUUAAUCUACCUGUUUUGCUGCCUAAGGCUACUGAUUAGGUGGUACUGUUUCUUUGUUUUUUUAGUUCCUUACUAUCUGUUUAUGUUUACGUGACAUGCAGUCCGUGACAAUCUUGUGAAAGCAGCCGUGUCAAAAUGACGAAAUCUGCAUUCCUAACUUUGAACGAAACUCUUAUCACUGUCACUAAAAAGCGGGAUCUGCAGUAAUUCACUGUGAAGGUGUGUAAGUUGUGAACAAAGUAAAAGGAAUGUGUUAAACAGCUUUUGCUCCUUUUUUCAUACGUCAGAUAUUGAAAUCCUCUCCCUCUCCCUCUGAUUAAUGAAGGAGGGUCUUCCUCUGUGUUCUUUCAUAGCAGGUUGGCUGUAGUAGCGUUAGAUUAUGCAGUAUGGGGCGCUUUGGGAAAAAUUUUCAUAAAAAGCAACAACAGCAAACUUAGACGGGGAAAUUUGAGUAGAAAAUUCCAUUUUACUAAAAUUGCCAAUUCAUCCAUUCUAAAAAUUACCCUAAAUAGUUCAAAGUAAAUGGAUGUGCCAUAAAAUCUUUGUUAUCAUUGAUGUUCUGCUCAGCAAAUAGCGGCUAUUUUCAUCCUCUGCUUAGUCAGUGAAGAAUAGUGAAAAGCUAAGUGCACACACAAAAAAAAAAACAAUCGAAACCGUGGCGUGUCCUUGUUUUUCUUUUCCUGAAAUGACUUGGAUUAUACCCUUACGUCUCUGCUCUAUGAUCCCUUGAAAUAGCCUGCCCGUGACCCCCUGCGCUGAAAACUUGUGACAACUGUCUUCUGCCCAAGUACUGCGAAGCAAUAGCCCGUUUGCUGUAAAAUGAAUAAGCUCUCAUAUUUCGCUGAAAUAUCCGAAGGUUGCGAAAAAAAAGCGAUGAUCCUUUAACGGCAAUUUUUCCUCGUUAAAUAAAUAUGUCUCGUCGAUCAUUUACUUCAGUGUAUUGAUGUUGUGGGAGACCUUUCUACGCUGCUGUUACUACAAUGGUCGGUUUCUUGCAUCCAAGAUUUUUCGUAUUUAUGAUUCUUUGAGCUUACAGCUGUGAGUGGAAAACUCUGCUUCACAUACAUAACAUGAUAUUUCAUUCAAGAUGCGAGAAGUCAAAGAAAAAUACAUCUUAAAAAGGAAUGACAGAAGUAAGCCCUUUGACGUGUCACUUUAAAAGAAUAGGAAAAUAAGAACGGAAGUCAAACUUUUAAAAGUGUCUCUGUCAUUCAAAUAAAGUUCAUGUUGAGUGUAAGAAUUUUCCUCAAGAUGUUAAAAAUGUCGCAGGCGGACUAUGAUCAUAAAAUGUGCAGCUGUUUUACAUACAAGAAAAUCCAAACGACUCAAAGGGCUUCCCUUGGAACUGUUUGUUGGUCAAAUGUGGUCUGAUAACUUUGCAGAAAUGAUUAAAGAUGGCAUAGCCCUUCAAGCUGUUUUGAACAAUUUCAGUGUUCAACUUAUUACUCAUGCUUCUCUUCUUGAGGAGACAAACACAAUAUGUUCUCCUUUUAUGGGUCACAGAGUAUUUUACCACAAUUGGCUGUAAUUUCGCGGUCUGAUUAGCCAAUUUGCCUUCGUCGAUAACAGUACAGCCAAUGUUGUUCGCGUCAACAUGUCACGCAAUGGUUACGCACUAAAGAAUUGUUUUAUUUCGACGUUGAUGUUGGGGUUAAAAACAAAUCGAUAGUGGUUUAGAGUGGUCUCCACUCUUAUUUGUCAUCACAGUGGACAAAAUGUUGUGGACUUACAAGGCGCAGCUGUGAUGACGAAUAUCGUUGUCGAUUAAGAGUACAGCACUGCCAAUUAUGGUAAAUUACACUAUAACCCUUAGAACGAGAAAUGAUUGUGUUUGUUAUUAUAAAAUGUCGGCGCAGAUUCCAUUUCUUAGUCCAUACUGCUAGCUGAUCGCUAUCGUAUGGUAGCUCCUACUUAAAGCGAUUUUUUCAACAUUUACCAGUUCCCGUCGUAUCUUAGUGUCAUCGGCGAACAUCCGAGUGAUUGUGGAGAUGUUUGAUGAUAUGUCACUGACGUAUGUUAAGAAGAGAGUAGGAUUAUUUUCGCUCCGGAACGUUACAAAUAAUAGUCUUUUUCAGCGAUAUCGUUACUGUAACACCAAACGAUGUAUAUUUAUUGCUAACAUAAAUCAAACAAGACCAAAAGCUAUAAAGUUAGUGGCUACGAAAAAAUCUGCUUUUUUUUUGUUUAACCUUUCUUAUUUUUUUUGCUGUAUUUCAUUCAUUACUUGCCUCCUUCAUUCAAAAUUAAUGAAGUUUUUGGUAGUUACUACAAACACACUCACUAAUUAAUAUCAACAGAGUUCAUUUCAGGAAUCUCUCUUCACCCUUGGAUUAAUUAACAAAGCUAGCUAUUGUAACAGCUGCAUGGAAGACUUGAGCAGAUUUCUAAGGUUUUCCAACAAAGUUAUCCUUCUUUUCCAGUUAUGGCGGUCAUCAGCUUUGUUUUUAUUUUGACGUUCCUUCUGGUUUUCAACGUCUCUGAAAACGGUCGAUCCUUACAACCUGGCGCUCUUCACCGAGACAAAAACCUACAGAUUAUGUAUGGUAACUUUAAAGCUACACUUCAUAAGCAUCUUUCCGCAACAGUAAUCGCAACUAUCCUAACUAAGGACGAAUUUCUAUGCUCGUUCAAAUGCAUCACUAAAAACGAAUGUUUCUCGUACAACUUGGCAACAUAUCCAGAUAAUGGUUUCUACAUUUGUGAAUUGCUGGACACAGACAAAUACAGAGCCAGAAAAGAACUGAAAGCGAAUUCUUCUUUUCACCAUUUCAGUCCAGUGGUAAGUUGUAGUUCAUUUAAAUUGCCUUGAUAUUCCUAAUUAUUGCUGUCUUUAAUGUGAAAAGUAAAAUCUUUAUUACAGCUAGUUUCAUUAUUGAUUCCAUGGCAGAUGACUGCUGGUAAAACUUUUAGGUUCCCACAGAAUACUCAGAAAUGUUAUAGAAGCCGUCGACUAUUAAAAUAACCCCAACAAUUUUGGGGACCAAGCUUUAAUCAAGAGACGUGAAAAAAAAAGAAAAAAAAGAAAUGAAAAACGAUGCUGUUUGAUGUCUCCUGAUAACGAAUAGACACCUACAGUCCCUAAUAUGCAUAUCUUCAGUAUGCAUGCUAUCUUCGGGCGGUUUGUAUGUACUCUAACCUUGGGUGAUUAAGAGAGAACCUGAUUUUGUAGCAUUACCAGAUUAAACUAUGAACACAUUCUGCGAAAUUUGUUUAUCGCAGAUUUUAUGCAGAUUGUCCUCCAUCCGAAAAAUUAUCUCUCCGAAGAAAAAGAUCCUACAUGACAUUAAAGAUGUCGUAGAAGUUCACCUUGUUAAGUCCGAUAACUUCUCAUUUGAGUCAAAAUAUAUCCGUGCAAAAUUUUUGUGGUACGGGUAUGCUAUCUUUAUGUAAUUAAAAAAGGAAACUGUAGAGGUCAAAACUUUUGGAAGAUUUUUAUAACAGUAAAUGUUAGUAAAAUGACGUGUUGAUACUUCAAAACCAGACUUGCAUAUUGUGAUGAGGUGCAAAUCAGGAUUACAUGUAUUACCGGUCGUUCAUUUAUAUUCCCCCAGUGUCAGCUUUGCAUAUUAUUGUCUAUUAGGGGAAAACCACUCUAGCUGGCGGUUUUACGUUUGCUGUACGGCCAUAGUAAGGAUAACCGGGAGUAAAAUCUUUGAAAUCCCUGCGGAAUUCUUGACCCAUAAUCUCCUUUCAACUGAGUACAAGUUAAAAAGAGCUGAGGUGAUUAUUCGUUUCAAAGGUCCUUAAUACCACAGCUAAACCUAAUUUACCGUUUACGUUCACAUCAGCAGGUGGUGUUAAUCUUCCUCUUUCGCUUUUUCAGGUUACUCUAUGAAUGGUGUUGUCUUUGUUACUCUAUGAAUGGUGUUGUCUUUGUUAGUGUUGAUUUUCAGUUUUCUUUGCUUUUUGUCUCUUUUUACCCGACAGUCAUUAUGUGAAAGCAGCCCGUGUCAAAAUGAUGGAACUUGCAUUCCCGACUUUGAACAAAACUCUCAUCAAUGUGACUGUAAAGCAGGAUUUGCAGGAGUUCACUGUGAAGGUAUGUGAGUAGACUGGAAGACAUGUUUUAAAAAGACUCUAGCAAAACUAAAGCUGAAGCUUCAACUUGCAGCUUUUGCUACUAAUAUUUCAUACCUUAACUUGUGGAAUCCUGUAUCUCCCUAAUGUUAGGAUCCACUUUGAAUAUCAAUCCAGUUGUAAAACAGAGUUGUACGGUAGUAACUUCAAACAAUGCCGCACCACAGUUUCUUAAGUUUCUUGCCCCUUUUACACUGAAUGAGCGGUUGUGAAAGGAGGUCUAAUAUCUCUCACGAAAUAUUCUCGGUGAAAUCUACCUAUUCAAAGAAUCGCCAGCACAAUUUUGUGAAAAGCCGCUGAAAAUCUUCUAAAGUCUGUUUUUUUUUAAAGCUUGCAAGUUUGACUUUGAAGAUGGCAUCAUGGGCUGGAUAAAGACAGGAACAGCAUUCGAUAAUCAGCCGACUUUUGGCGACAACCCAACGGCUCGUAACAGAGGUCAACCCUCUAAUCACCAGGGUGAUUGGUGGAUUGGUGGAAGUGAAGAUCGGCCAACCAUAGGAACACCGGCAGGACAAGUACAAGGAGAUGGACCCCAGGGAACUCUGGCCACGCCUUCCUUUAUUAUCAUCGGUCAUUUUAUUUCUUUUUUGAUUGGGGGAGGCUGCGAUAUAAAUGUUGUUCGUGCGGAGUUAAUCGUUGACAAUCAGGUGAGUAUUGGAGUAUUGGAUCGUAAUAUGAAUGAUGCCUGUCUGUCUCUACACAUUUAUCUCUCGCAAUAUAUUUGGCAAAUGUCGACGUUCGAUCGAUCAGUAAUAGAUCGCAGAUGAUGUCAAACGUAGCAAGAAGGAAAAAAUGGCAAACGACGCACAGCCGGGUGCCUCUCUGAUGUUCUUGCAACAUUUUGAUGUCUGUUGUGAUAUUGCAUGCGACAUACAAUCUAUCUGCUUUAUUUAAUUAGAGGCGAAAUGUAGCUGAUGGUGACGCCAUCUAUGAUCUCACACACUUCAUCUAAGUAAUCUCAGAGCCGGAGAAAGAAUCAAUAAAUUUUUUUUAAUAAUGGUAAGACGUUUGACAUCAGAAAUUUUUAAGGACAACGUAAUAAGAUAACCAACAACAGGCUUGUUGGGAUGAACUUGUAUUUAUUUAUAUAUUUAUUCCAUAUAUAUAUAUAUAUAUAUAUAUAUAUAUAUAUAUAUAUAUAUAUAUAUAUAUUCUAACGAUGAACGGCAGAAGAGGAUCUACAGGAUACAAUGUCUCGACGUGAAUUUGUCCUUAAGGCCUUCUGGGCCUCAUUAAUGCAACUCUGAUGCUCUGGACGGGUUUAAUGGAGGCCGUUCGGCUUUCUUCAUAAAAAUUAAAACAUAAAAAAGUGAUCUACAAUGAUUGCGACUUAUAUCAUCUAAAAUUUUAACAUUGAGGUUAGAGACAACAAAGGUCUAAAUUUCAAACUUUGACCUUUUAUUAAAUAAUAAUAAGACGUUUGACAUAAGAAAUUUUAAGAUCGAGGUUACGUAAGACAACGAAGGUCUAAUAUAUAUAUAUAUAUAUAUAUAUUUAUAUAAACAGCGUAGAAUUGGUAUUCCUAACGAUGAACUCAUGUCAUUAGAAUGGAUGGCCAAUUCACAAGUUCUUUUGUUCUUCAGCAUAUUCGACUUGUGGUUACGAAUUUUACUUUAAAUUCAGUCGAGGUGGAGCCUACGUAUUGCAGGUUGCAUUUGUGUGUGUGUGUGGCGUUACCUCAACUCUUCCGUUGUUUUAUUCGACCUAAAAGUUAUGAAAAACCUAGAGUUGGCCAAACCCAUAUUUAUUUAAAGAUUGAAUUAUUUUCAUUGGAGCAUCCUUAUGUAACUCACUUUAUAAAUGUCUCGAUUUUCAAGAGGGUGAAUUCACCAAAAAAACAAAUUAGCCGGCUUUAAACAUUCGCAAGCCUAGAGUAUUCUCAGAUUGAUUCCAAACUUUCUAUCGCAUUUGUUAAAAUUAAUAACUAUUGUCGUUUCACAGGUUGUGAAACAAAGCACCGGAAGAUGUAUCGAAACCUUGACUCAAGGGACAUGGCAUGUACAAGACUUUUUGGGAAAGCGUGCUUUCGUUAAGCUGAUUGACAUCAGCUCUGGAGCCUGGGGCCACAUUAACUUUGAUGACCUUAAAGGGAAUAUAAGCUGUGGACAAGUAUAA